GCCAGAUGAAACCCUCAGAUAUCAGUCAGCUCUCCUGGUCCUUCUUCACCCUGCUGACAGCUGCUUGCCAGAGUCCAGAUGAAUGCCAAAGAGAAUUACCGAUCCUUUUUGGGAAAUCAGAUUUUCACACCUUUCAUGAGUGUGUAUGUGGCGCAGGUCUCCAGAGACAGUGUGAGGGGGAAACUGACUUUGAGGAGCAGCGGUGUGUGAAUCUCUGCGGUGUCACUCCUCUGCUGCCAAUGACAUAUUUAGGUUGGACCUGAUUCAUAAAUAAGGAAGAGGGCCGUAGUCCUGCUGCUCUGUGUCUUAGAGCCUGAGGUGGGGUGAAAACUGUCUGAGGAGCUCUCCAGUCAGAAGACACAAGGGGGAAGAGACAGAGAGAGUGAAGCUCCCUCCAGGAUCCGAUGAUUACAGGGCAGCUGAGCAAGCCGCUGCUCUCCCUGCGCAGCGACAUGAGCGCGGCAGAACUCCGGGCGGACGACAAAGCGGCCACCCCAGACAGCGAUCUCAACGACGAGCCCCUGCUCCUGCCCUCCGAGGCCACGGACAGGGAGGGCACUCCCAACAAGCUGUACGGAGCCCGUGACGGUUCGGUCCAGUCUGACGUCAGCAGCAGUCCUGAGCAGAGUCAGCUGGGUCAGUCUCACCCAGGAUACCCAAUGGGUCCACAGUCUCUCCUGGUAGCCCAGCAGCUGGCCAACGCAGUAGGUGGCGUUAUGUCCGGGGCAGCGCCGGGUAUGAAUCAGCCCAUCCUCAUCCCUUUUAACGCAGGCGGACAUCUGGGUGGGCAGCAGGGCCUCGUCCUCUCCCUGCCCACGGCCAACCUCCAGAGCCUGGUGGCUGCUGCUACUGCAGGGGGCAUCAUGACACUCCCCCUCCAGAACCUGCAAGCUACCUCAUCACUGAACUCCCAGCUCCAGCACCUGCAGCAGCUCCAACAGAUGCAGCAGCACCACCAGCAGCAACAGCAGCAGCAGCAGCAGCAGCAGCAGCAGCAGCAACAACACCAACAUCAGCAGCAACAGCAGCAUCACCAUCACCAACAGACCCACUCCCACACCCAGAACCAGCUGUCAUCCCAGCAUCACAUGACCCCGCCCAGCCAGCAGCAGUCAUCCGUCCCGUCCCCGGGCUCCGCAUGCUCCUCCACCUCUGGACAGCCGCAGCAGUCCCCGCCACACCGGCCUAACCAGUCACCGGCCCGCAGCCUUCCUUCACCCGUCACCCCGCCCAUGCCUUUGUCGCUGAAUCCUCUGGCCAGCCAGGCGGCGGUAGCGGCGGCAGCAGCCAUGGGAUCCAUCGCCGGUUCUCAGGUGUUUGGCAACACCCUCUCAAACCUGCAAGGAGCCACCGGACAGCUGGUCACCAACGCACAAGGACAGAUAAUUGGAACAAUCCCACUGAUGCCCAACUCUGCAGGGCCCUCCAGCCAAUCAGGGGGUGGCAACCCAGCACUGCAGGUACAGCCAAUUACACCUCAGCUUCUGACCAACGCUCAAGGCCAGAUCAUCGCCACGGUGAUCGGCAAUCAGAUCCUGCCUGUCAUCAACACCCAGGGAAUCACGCUGUCACCAAUCAAGCCUGGACAGCAGCUGCCUCAGGCUCAGCAGGGUCAGACAGGCCCUGCAUCGUCUCAGCCCAACCUGCUCCACAUGCCCCACAGACAGAGUCCUCUCCACCAGGCCUCCUCCUCCUCCUCCACCUCCUCCUCUUCCUCGGCUCUCAGCGUGGGGCAGCUGGUCAGCAACCCGCAGACCGCCCCCAGCGAGGUGGACGGGGUCAACCUGGAGGAGAUUCGUGAAUUCGCCAAAGCAUUCAAGAUCCGCCGCCUGUCCCUGGGCCUGACACAGACUCAGGUGGGCCAGGCGCUCAGCGCAGCCGAGGGGCCGGCUUACAGCCAGUCUGCCAUCUGCAGACACACCAUCCUGAGAAGCCACUUUUUCCUACCACAGGAAGCCCAAGAGAACACUAUAGGUAGCAGUCUGACAGGCAAACUGAACCCUGGCCUUUUAUAUCCUGCCAGGUUUGAGAAGUUGGACAUCACCCCUAAAAGCGCCCAGAAGAUUAAGCCCGUUCUGGAGCGCUGGAUGGCCGAGGCUGAAGCCCGCCACCGAUCCGGCAUGCAGAACCUGACUGAGUUUAUCGGCAGCGAGCCUUCGAAAAAACGCAAGCGGAGGACCUCUUUCACCCCGCAGGCGCUCGAGAUCCUCAACAGCCACUUUGAGAAGAACACGCACCCCUCCGGACAGGAAAUGACGGAAAUAGCCGAGAAACUGAACUAUGACAGGGAGGUGGUGCGUGUCUGGUUCUGCAACAAGAGGCAAGCCUUGAAAAACACAAUAAAGCGUUUGAAACAGCCCGACAUCGGCCCCGCUGCACCGAUGGACCCUCUCACUGAUUCUCUAGAGGAGCUCCCGAAAUGAACGAGCUCUCCGGGAUAAAAAAAAAAAAAUUAAAAAAAAAAAAAAGUGGAGUGGAAAAGUGGCAGCCAUUAAAAAAACAAGGUGGAUGAACUCAUCUUGAUAUGAGAACUGAAAAAUGUUCCCGAGUCACCUGGAUGGACAGUCAUGAGUUUGCAAACAAAAACUAUGUGUUGUCAGUGUGAUUACCACAGUUAUGUAAAUGACCUUGGCGAAAACCAAAAACAUGAAAAAAGAGAUUAAUAUCUGAGAAUUAUGUAAAAACAUACGGUGUGCUGUUUCAAAGAGUUUUAGAUUCUGGCCUUACAGACCAGACUAUUGCCCAAAAUUUUGGUUCCCACGACGAAGGAGGGAUUUAGUAAAGAGAUCAUACCAAAUCAAAACACUAUUUACCAAAGUCUGUUGCAUCUGAGUACUAAGAAUAAUUUUGUAAUGUAAAUGUGCUCUAAAUUUUUACAUUUGUACUGGCAAAUCUAAGCUAUAUGUGUGAGGUUGAGUAUACAUUUUAUCUUUGUCUCGCUUACUUUUUUCUUCAUUGUUUGUAUGUAAAUAUCUUUAAAAAAAAACAAAAAAAAAAAAGAAAGAAAAAUUCUGUCUUCAAAAUUUAAAUCACACUGAUAAAAGUUUCUCUUUUUGGACAAAAAAAAAAAAAAAAUUUACCUUUGCUGUUAAACAAUUGCAUAAUAAUGUUGUUUGCCUCUGAUUUGUGUUUCAUCUGCAAAUAUUUUCAGUCACGGUGUAACUUUGUACAACUUUUACAGGUAUUUAUUAAUGAUUUCAUGAGAUUGUUGCAGAGGAUGGACGGAGAGUAAACUAAGGACUGUCACAUGAUGAUGAUGAUGAUGAUGAUGAUGAUGAUGAUGAGGAGGGGUUUCAGUGUCUGUCAAGUCUACUGCAGCUUCGUUUUGAGCUACUGUGUCAUUCUGUUGCCAAAGCCUGAUAGCCAAAGAACACAAACAUCAGCUCAAGGACUGGGGAAAGAUUUUACCUUUUUAUUUGUUCACAUGGCUUUCUCUCUCCCCCCCUCCCCUCCCCUCCCUCCCCUCCCCCUUUUUUCUAAAGUGUUUUACUCUGUGGGUCACGUUUAACAAAAAACACAAAAAAAAAAACCAAACACUGUCAUGUCAAACAGCUGCAACAGUGUCUGUUGUAACUCCUUGUUGUGGCGAUAUAGGGGGGAAAAAAAGCUGAAUUUUCUUUGCAUGUUUCAAAUAAAAACCACAUGAAGAUUAACAAUUUACAGACUUAGCCCAAAAGUUAACUUAUUAUUGAAAGGAUUUUGAUAAUAUCACUGAAAAUAACAUUAUUUUACACACUAAACCCUUUAAUUAUGCCCAAGAAUUAAGUAAACGUGUGUGGUUGAAGCCUGUUUGAUGCCACUGACCAAAAUACUGAGCUCAUUCCAGUUCAGCUGCUUUUAUAAAUUUCAAAUAUUAUUUUCUGCAAAGAUAUGAAACUGUUUUGUUUUUUUCUGCAUUCCUGAGUGAAGUGAAGGUUUACAGAUGUUACAAUCAAUGUGUUGUUUUUUUUCCUCAUGUAAAAACUGAUUUCUAAUACAGCGAACUGCUUAAAAAGGUUCAUUUCAACAGUUUUUCUUCAAGAUUUUAUGUAUUUGUGGUUAUUUUUUUUUAUCACAAUUUGCAUGGAUGGAAAUUAAUUUCAGUCCACUAGUGUGUUAAUGAAUUAACUCUCCUUCACUGUGUACUAAACUGUUCAUUUCACGUGUGAGAAAUGACAAUAAUCCAGACGAGAACCUCCCAGAUCGUCCGUCCGUCACUACAAAUGUUCGGCUCUUACAAAAAAAAACCCUCACAGGAAAGACAAGAGAAAAAGAGGUGAAUGUUGAGAAUAAGUGUCACAUGUCAGAACGACUGAACUUAAUUUGAAGUGAGGUGAAAUUUGAUGCAAUUUAUUCAGAAUCAUGUGUCUUCUCGAUAUCUGUCCCUCCAUGUCACAUUGGUUUCCUCAGCCUUUCAGUCCGCCCUGUGCACGGCUGUGUUCUUCUUCACUGCCUGGAAAACACGCACACGCUCGGUAAAUGUUAGAAAAAUACACAGAAAAACGUGUAAAAGAAAGGAAACUGUUUCUUUAGGAGAUAUAAUUUUGAUUAUACUGUAAAUUCAAGUGUUUUAACUAAAUUGUCAUCUGCACGUCUACAGCGACACCUACUUGUUUUCACAGAUUUUAAUCAUUUUGCUACUAAAGAGGAAAAUGCUUUAUUUCAUUCAGGCAAAUCUUUGGCCAAGUCUGCACCAUCAGUCAUAGAUGAAUAUAUGAGAAAGCAGCAGGCUCCUGCAGGUAGAUCACGGUUCAGUUCUGAGGCUUAACAGUGAAUCUGUAACCAAAACCAAAAAGAUUUGUACUAAUAAUUUAAAAAAAAAAAAAAGACAGAAAGGAGUUAUGCCUUUGCUCAACUUUUCAAUGCUGGACCAAAGCUCUAUAGUUAUGCACAUUGUACAGAGAAAUAGAUUCAUGAUGUUGACAAUCUUUAAAAAUCUGAGAAGAAAAUAAUUGAAGAGUAGAAAUGUACAGUAGUUCAUUCAAGGUUUACCUCAGUACUAUUCUUGUGAGAAUCAUACAAACGCCAUACAAGCAGCAGCAGCAGGUCCGUAGAAAAGACAGAUGAUUACUCUGCACUGUGUGUGUGUGUGUCUGUGCGUGUAUGUGUAUGUGUGUGUGUGUGUGUGUGUGUGUGUGUGUGUGUGUGUGUGUGUGUGUGUGUGUGUGUGUGUCGAUGUUCACCUUCAGUGUGGAGGGAGAAGGGUUUUUUUAUUGUUAUUAUUGUGUGACACAUGAUUGUUUUAUUUCUGUGAAGUGGUUUCCUGAGCCACAUGUGAAUCUCUGGUCAUCUGUUUUGUUUUGUUUUUUAUUAUUAUUAUUAUUAUUAUUAUUAUUGUUAUAUUAUUUUUCAUUCGUUGUGACGUUCACCUCUCAGUUUUCACAGACCUGUAGACCCGCAUAUAGGAAAAAGAGAGAUUAAUGUUGCUCUUAACCCAAUUAGGAUGAUUUGUUAAUCAUCUUUAAAUGCUUUUGUGGACUUUUACUAACACAGACAAACUGGUUUGACGUUUUAAUAGUCGAAGAACUCGAAACCAAAGCUGAAGAGCCUGCAGAGGUUGGUUUUCCUUUUUUUAUAGACUGAAAACUGUACUUAAUCUAUAGAGCAAUAUCUGUUUGGUCAGUUAAGCAGCACUUUGUGUAUUUCUAAAAAAAAAAAAAAAAAAGCUUCAAGUCUGUCACAUUGAUUUGUACCAUAAUUAGUAAUAAACAAUUGUUUGACAUGAA
Molecule: messenger RNA, 5705 nt
Organism: Thunnus maccoyii (southern bluefin tuna)
Lineage: Eukaryota; Metazoa; Chordata; Actinopteri; Scombriformes; Scombridae
Gene: pou6f2
Product: POU class 6 homeobox 2
Exons: 12
Coding region: 405-2423 (672 amino acids)
Biological process (GO): regulation of transcription by RNA polymerase II
Molecular function (GO): DNA-binding transcription factor activity, RNA polymerase II-specific; RNA polymerase II cis-regulatory region sequence-specific DNA binding
Source: RefSeq, a predicted model, not a curated record